AUGAAUGUACCUGCCAUGAUCGAUGUUUUCCUUAUUGGAGUUCAGACACCUUUAGCGCUUGUCAGUGAUUUGGUAUCUGAUCUCGUGUGGCGUAGAGUGUUGGAUGAAAAAGCAUAUCAGGAAUUUAUGUUUCACAGGACUGCUUCGUAUAAAGUGAUCGAGGAUUACUUUACGAAUAAGGAUUAA
Messenger RNA from Sungouiella intermedia, 186 nucleotides. The record is from the annotation of a GenBank genome assembly. Lineage: Eukaryota; Fungi; Ascomycota; Pichiomycetes; Serinales; Metschnikowiaceae.